AUGCUCUAUCACUUCGAGAAAGGUUGGAAGGUGGCACAGUCAUGGAGUGAUCUCAAUCGGCGAUGGAACAGUCAGCCAGAGCCGAAUAAGGAAUGGAAUCUGCUGCUACGGUCGCCCCAUUCACCAGCAGAAACUCCUAUGGAUUAUCACGUCAAUCGUCCGUUGAAAAUUUGGCCAACGAACAGAAUUUCCGAUGAAGUGGAUGGCUUGAUGGCCGAUGUCAAGGCGUGGAUCGCCUCCAAGAAUCAAAACUUCCUGCCUGUGGAACCAGACUGCCUAGCAAAUGGGAAAAGAAGUGCUUGA
This is a messenger RNA of Haemonchus placei, 303 nucleotides long. The record is from the annotation of a GenBank genome assembly. Lineage: Eukaryota; Metazoa; Nematoda; Chromadorea; Rhabditida; Trichostrongylidae.